Pelobates cultripes (western spadefoot toad) is the source of this 17074-nucleotide messenger RNA. NCBI's taxonomy places the organism in Eukaryota, Metazoa, Chordata, Amphibia, Anura, Pelobatidae. The record is from the annotation of a GenBank genome assembly.
AUGUGCACAGAACGAAUCCUGGUGCUGACCUUCCUCUGUGUGUGGGGCAGCGAGGUGACAGCUAUAGAUGGUUCUGAUGGGUACAAGACUCCGGAUUUCUGUAAAGGGUUUAAGUGCCCCAGAUAUCGAGUGGUGGAGAAGCAUGAAGUAAGUAGGUUCUCAUCAUUUUAACAUGUGGGUUUUCUGUUUAUUUGGUUUAACCCAUGGGUAUUAUAGAAGUAUUUUUGUUUUCACCUUCACCAGGAGUUAUACAUGUCAUAUUUUCUUGAAGCCUUACUAGACUGAUGUAGUAAAAAAAAAACAAGAAAAAAAACAACAACUGUGUAUACAAAGCCAAAAACAGAAGAAAGGAGUUGAAUACAUAAAAAGGAACACCAAAGUGGAAAUAUAAACAAAAUAAAAAAAUAAAUACGACCUAAAUAUAUAAUAAUUCAAUGCAUAAGAAUAAAUCUCCUACCUGAAAAAUAAAAAAGUGCAAUAUAGCACACAAUAAUGCAAAAGGUGAGUGGUGGAAGAGAAAUCAAAGAAUGAGCAGAAAUAAUGAUUAUAUUGUAACAAUGGCACCUGUCAAGGGGUGGGAUAUUUUAGGCAGCAAGUUAACAUUUAGUUCUUGAAUUUCAUGUGUUGGAAGCAAGAAAAUGGGCAAUUGAAACAUCUGAGUUCCAUUAACAAGGGACAUAUGGUGAUGGCUAGACGACAGAGCUUCUCCAAAACGGCAAGUCUUUGGGGUUUUCGCAGGAAGCAGUGGAUAGUACCUACCAAAAGUGGCGCAAGGAAAGACAACUGGUAAACUGGCUUCAGGGUUAUGGGCAUCCCAAGGCUCAUUGAUGCAUGUCGGGAGUGAAGGCUAGUCUGUCUGGUCUGAUAACACAGAAAAGUUACUGUAGCUCACUUUUCUAAAAAAAUGUAAUACGGGCCAUGAUAGAAAGGUAUAACACAGUGCCUUGCUGUUUGCUGCAUAUGGGGCUGCGUAGCCGCAGACCAGUCAGAGUGCCCAUGAUGACCCCUGUCCACCACCAAAAGUGCCUUCAAGAGGGUAUGUGAGCAUCAGAACUGGACCAUGGAGCAAAUAGAAAAAUCAUGUUUUUGUUUACAUCAGGUGGAUGGCCAUCUCUACCUGGGAACGAGACAGUAGCAGGAUGCACUAUGGGAAAUAGGUAGGCUGACUGAAGCAGUGUUAUAAUGUGGGCAAUGUUCUGCAGGGAAACCAUUGGUGCUGGCAUUCAUGUGGAUGUUACAUUGACAUAUAUCACCUACCACCAGAUUGUUGCAGACCACGUACACCACUCCAUGGCAAUGGUGUUCCCCGAUGACAGUGGCCUCUUUCAGCAGGUUAAUGCACCCUGCCACAUUGCAAAAAACUUUCAGAAAUGGUUUGAAGAACAAGAAAAGUAGUGUUGCCUUGGCCUACAAACUCCCAAGAACAAUUGGAUCAACAUCAAUUCGAAGCCAAUCAGUGAUGGUGGGGGCCCCAUCUUCUAGCACCCAGCAUUAUUGCAUGGUCUUAAGGACCUGCUAAAAAUGCUUAUUCCAUAAAUGCACACAGAGAUCCAUGCUUUCAUACCACUGACUCGACAACUCUGUCAUGUUUGAGCUCAGUGUUUUGUGCCAAAACUGUGGAGAAAAAUAUUUAUUUUCAUCCCCCUGAAAAGUUCUUCUCACCAUAGCCCCAUGUUUUCUUACACCUAUGACAAAAUAAGAGUUUUCAGCUUUAUAAAGCAUGAUAGGCAUAAGCAGGAUUCAGAAAGAAGAGUAAGCAAUACACCCUGUUCCAAAUUAUUAUGCAAAUGAUCUUUUUCUCAUUUACCUAAAUAAUUGAUGUAAAUAACAGUCAGCAUAAUUCUCAUGUUAUCAACUAUUAAGAGUACAAUUCAAAUUUUAUUGAACAAACCUCCUAAUGAUAACAGUAUUUUUUUUAAACAUAAAAAACUUACAAUGCACUGUUCCAAAUUAUUACGCACAGUAAGUUUCAAAACACUUUAUAGGUUGUAAAGAACUGAAAAUUGUCAUUUGUUGUGUUUGCAGCAUAUUUACUGAAAUCAAAAGCUAUUUCAAUCAAACUUAUAACAAUAUUUUAACUUUUUAAACAUUUUAACAGGUCACAUUACAUUUUAACAUAGGACCCCUUAUUUGAUAGCAGCUUCACAAGUCUUGCAUCCAUUGAACUUGUGAGUUUUUGGACAGUUUCUGCUUGAAUUUGUUUGCAAGAUGUCAGAAUAGCCUCCCAGAGCUGCUGUUUGGAUGUAAACUGCCUCCCACCCUCAUAGAUCUUUUGCUUGAGGAUGCUCCAAAGGUUCUCAAUAGAAUUGAGGUCAGGGGAGGAUGGAGGCCACACCAUGACUUUCUCUCCUUUUAUCCCCAUAGCAGCCAUUGAUGCAGAGGCAUUCUUUGCAGCAUGAGAUGGUGCAUUGUCAUGCAUGAAGAUGAUUUUAUUACGGAAAGCAUAGUUCUUCCUUCUGUACCAGGGAAGAAAGUGGUCAGUCAGAAACUCCCCAUACUUUGCAGAGGUCAUCUUUACACCUUCGGGGACCCUAAAGGGGCCGACCAACUCUCAUCCCAUGAUUCCGGCCCACAACAUGACUCCACAACCGCCUUGCUGACAUCGCAGCCUUGUUGGAACAGGAUGGCCGUCCACCGACCUUCCACUACUACAUCCAUCUGGACUACACAGGGUUGCACAGCACUCAUCAGUGAACAGGACUGUUUGAAAAUUAGUCUUCAUGUAUGUAUGUUCUGCCCAAUGCAGCCGUUUCUGCUUGUGAGCUUUGGUUAGUGGUGGCCGAAUAGAAGGUUUAUGCACAGUUGCAAGACUCUGGAGGACUCUACACCUUGAUGUCCGUGGGACUCCAGAGCCACCAGCAGCUUCAAAUAUCUGUUUGCUGCUAUGUAAUGGUAUUUUAGCAGCUGCUCUCUUGAUCCAAAGCAUGGUUCUGGUAGAAAUCUUCCUUAAUGUGCCUAUAUCUGCACGAACCCAUCUGUGCUCUGAAUCAGCCACAAAUCUCUUAACAGUGUGAUCACGCUUAAGUUUUCGUGAAAUAUCUAAUGUUUUCAUACCUCGUCCAAUGCAAUAAACUAUUUCACUCUUUUUGGCAGCAGAGAGAUCCUUUUUCUUCCCCAUAUUGCAUGAAAAUGGUUUUCUGCUUAAUAAUGUGGAACACCCUCCUUUAGUAGUUUUUCCUUAAAUUGGGCUCACCUGGUAAUCUAAUUAUCACAGGUGUCCGAGAUUGUUUUCAGUGAUCAAAAGAGCCCUGAGACACAAUGCCAUCCAUGAGUUAAACUGAAAAACAAAAUAUUUAAUCUUUGUGACACUUAAAUAGAAUUUGCAUAAUAAUUUGAAACAGGGUAUAUAGACAAACAGGGCUAUUUACUAAAUUUAAAAUGACUGAAUUCUGACUCGAUUGACAAUUUUUACAUUUACUAUAGCCAUAACUGAUUCUAAUUUACAGAAAACAUGAGGCAUCCUGAAGCAAUUCCUUUCUUUGAGCCCCACCAAACCAUAGUUUUUUUUAGGAUUUAAAAAAAAAAAAAAUAUUAAUAUUAAUAAUAAUAAAGGUGUCUAGGGACCCAUUGAUUUUAUUCCCAAGAUAUCUGCUAUGUAUGGGUAGGCUAGUAUAUUAAGGAAUACUUACCUUCGAAGUGCCAUCUACAUUUUUGAAGUGCCAUCUCUAUAAGUUUGUCUUGUGAGUUUAACCAUUAAAUAGAUUAUAUCUCACUACCUGUAUUGUACUACUCUAUGUGUGUCUCAUAUUCUAUACCUGGAGAUCAACGUUGUUGGGGUGGUGCAUAUUUAACGACAUAGAGGAGCCCUGACUCUAUCUACAGUGUUUGGAACGCUUAAAGGAUAAUACCUUUUGCAUAUUUAUGUUAUCACACUCUCAAUUGGAGGUAUGUGGGUCUUGCUUUUGGUAUUUUUGUAUACUAAGUAGUCUAGUCAUUAAAAAAAUUAAUUGAGGUAAAUUGAGGAGCAAUAUUAUUAAGGUGUCUAAGGACCCAUUAAUUUUAAUUCUUAAUAUCGUCUCUAAAUGUGUAGGCUAGUAUACUACGGGGUCGGGUAGCUAAAAAGGGAAUUGAGGUGAAUUGAGUAGCAACAUUUAAGCCAGGGGCAGGCAACCUUCAGCAUACCAGAUGUUGUGGACUACAUUUGGCCUAAUGCUUUGCUAGCAUUUGUGGCUGUAAAUGCAUUAUGAGAGAUAUAAUCCAGAACAUCUGGAGUGCCGAAGGUUGCCUAUCCGUGAUCUGUGCCAACAUACUUGAUAUCAGAAGAAUUGAAUGGAAGAAAUUCUCCAGUUCUGCUGUUUUCGCCAAGGUCAGUCCUUACCAUGCCAAUAGAAACUUUUGUGAGUCACUCUAUACCCCCUCGUACCCUUCUGGGUAUCUUUGGAUCCUCAUUGUGUGUCUCUCCUCAUCCCCCAUUUCCACUUUGUGUGUCUCUUAACCCACUGUUACUUCUUUGAAACAUAGAAACAUAGAAUGUGAUGGCAGAUAAGAACCAUUCGGCCCAUCUAGUCUGCCCAAUUUUCUAAAUACUUUCUUUAGUCCCUAGUCUUAUCUUAUAGUUAGUAUAGCCUUAUGCCUAUCCCACACAUGCUUAAACUCCUUUUCUGUGUUAACCUCCACCACUUCAGCUGGAAGGCUAUUCCAUGCAUCCACUACCCUCUCAGUAAAGUAAUACUCCCUGAUAUUAUUUAUAAACCUUUGGCCCUCUAAUUUAAGACUAUGUCCUCUUGUUGUGGUAGUUUUUCUUCUUUUAAAUAUAUUUGUGUCUCUAAAUUCCCCUAACUUCUUGUAUGUCUUAACUCAUCUUACCCUUUUCCCACCUACUCACAUGUACACUGUCACAUGCAUACAUACCUAGGCAUUUACUAAUACACACAUGACCAAAGUCACAUACAUAGAUACACAAAAUCAUGUAGUCACAUACAUAUACAAACACACACAUAGUCACAAUAUAUAUAACUACACAAUUACACACAGACAGCCACAGUCAUACAUAGUCACAUACACACAGUAUGUAUGCACAGUCACAUAAAUACAGUAACAGUACAUACACACAGUCAUAUACACAGUAUCAGCCCAGGGCCGGCGCCACCUGUAAGGCGACCUAGGCAGCCGCCUAGGGCGCAACUUAGCAGGGGGCACCGGAUCCCUGCACCCUGCGGCUCCUCAUGCUGCACCGCCUGAGCGCUUUAGCAAGCCCCAGGCGGCGCGGCAUUGCUGUGUGGAGGGCGGCCAGGUUUGUGACCGGCAGGAGGGAGGCGCAGAGCGCUCCCUCCUGCCGGUCUCUCAAUGUAGCGUGGCCGGGCGGCGCGGAACGCGGGACAGGAACCUCUGUUUCCUGUACCCGGCCGCCGGCGGAAUGACAGGAAGUGCUCACUGAGUGAGCACUUCCCUUCAGUCCGCCGGCGGCCGGGUACAGGAAACAGAGGUUCCUGUCCCGCGUUCCGCGCCGCCCGGCCACGCUACAUAGGCAGGAGGGGAGGGGGUAAGGACCAUUAGGGGAGGGGGGGGGGAGUGGGAGGGAGUAAGGACCAUUAGGGGAGGCGACCAUUGGGGAGGGGAGGGAGGCGACCAUUAGGGGAGGGGGGAGUGGGGAGGGAGAAGGGACCAUUAGGGAGGGGAGGGGGAGUGGGAGGGAGUAAGGACCAUUAGGGAGUGGGGAGGGAGGCGACCAUUAGGGGAGUGGGGGAGGGAGUAAGGACCAUUAGGGAGGGGGGAGGGGGAGGGAGUAAGUGACCAUUAGGGAGUGGGGAGGGAGGCGACCAUUAGGAGGGGGGAGGCGACCAUUAGGGAGUGGGGAGUGGGGAGGGAGGCGACCAUUAGGGAGGGAGGGGGAGGGGAGGGAGUAAGCGACCAUUAGGAGUGGGAGGGAGGCGACCAGGGAGGGGGGGGGAGGCGACCAUUAGGGAGGGGGGGAGUGGGGAGGGAGGCGACCAUUAGGGAGGGAGGGGAGGGGAGGAGCAAGGACCAUUAGAGUGGGGGGAGUGGGAGGAGAAGGCAAUCCAGGGGUGGGGAGGCGACCAUUAGGGGAGUAAGGACCAUUAGGGAGGGGGGGAGUGGGGAGGGAGUAAGGACCACAGGGGAGGGGAGGGGGAGGGGGAGGGAGGGGGGGGAGUGGGGGAGGAAGCAGACCAUUAGGUGGGGGGGAGGCGACCACAGGAGGGGGGAGGAGGAGGCGACCAUGGGGAGGGGGGGAGGCGACCAUUAGGCGAGGGGGAGGCGACCAGCUAGGGAGGGGGAGUGGGGAGGGAGGCGACCAUGGGGGGAAUGGGGAGUAAGGACCAUUAGGGAGUGAGGGGGGAGCAAGGACCAUUAGGGGAGGGGAGUGAGUAAGGACCAUUGGGGAGGGGGGAGUAAGGACCAUUAGGGAGGGACGGGAGGCGACCAUUAGGGAGAUGGGGAGGGGAGGGAGUAAGGGACCAUUAGGAGGGGGGGAGGCGACCAUGGGGAGGAGGGGGAGGCGACCCGCUAGGGAGGGGGGAGUAUGACCGUGGGGAAUGGGGGAGUAAGGACCAUUAGGGGAGUGGGGGGGAGUAAGGACCACUAAGGGGGAGAAGGACCACCAAAGGGGGGUAAGGAGGGAGGACCACUAAGGGAGGGGGAGGGUAAUGACCACUGAGGGGGGGGGAUUACCACUAAGGGGGUGGGGGGAGGAGGGGAAGGUCUACUAAGGGGUUUGGGAGAGGGAGGACCACUAAGGGAAGGGAUGGAGGACCACUAAGGGAGAGAGGGGGAGUGAGAAGACCACCAAGGGGGGACUGCAGAGGGACAGGGGGCCAAGGGAGAGCACUAAGGGACAGAAGGGGUAGAACAUGGAGGGACAGGAGGGAAGGGGAAAUCAAUAAUUGACAGGAGGGGAGAGCACUAUGAAAUUUUUUUUAAAAAAUAAAGAGCUGUUCCCCUCUCAGUCCCUAUCCUACCCCACAAACCCUCUCUUUUACACUACAUACAAACACAAUGCAUCCCCCCCUACACACACACACACACACAGAAACAUACAAUGCAUUCCUACUCACACACAGACACACCCGAAACACACAAUGCAUCCCUUACGUUCACACAAACACUCAUUCUCUUAGACACAGAAACAAAAUGCAUCUCUUACACAAUCAAUGCACCCCUUACAGACACACACUGCAUUCAAUUACAUACACAGAAACACACCUUGCACCCCUUACACACACAGAAACAUACAAUGCAUUCCUUACGCGCAAACACACACUACAUCCCCUAUAAACACACUACAUCCCUUGUACAAAUUGGUAUCCCUAUACACUACAUUCUAUAAGAACACACACACAUUGCAUCCUCUACAAUAACACAUAAAACAUCCCUACACACAUACACUACACUUCCUGUGAGAGAACUCAUGGGUGGGCCAUGUAGGUAUUUAUGGCUGGGCAUUGUAGGCAUACUCAUGGUCAAGCCCUGGGGGCCCAGACCUUGAGCUGUGUAAGGGGCCCUAAAAAAUGGAGCUGCUUCCUGUUCGUUAAUUGUUGUGAGCACUGUUAAAAACAGUCUCCAGAGAGCCUCUUCUACACCAGACCUGUGGAGCCAGACUGAGCCCAUCAUCAGCCUCUUGUCCUCAUCUGGUGGUAAGUAGGCAAUCCAAUAUAUUAUUAGUGGCACUAAUCUCACAUUAAAUGGAUACUAUAGUCACCAGAAGCACUACAGCAUAAUGUAGUGGUUCUGGUGUCUAUAGCCUGUGCCUGUAGGCUUUUUAAUGUAAACACACUGUCUUUUCAGAUAAAAGACACUUUGUGAAGACUGGCGUUGGCCCAUAUGGGCGGGGCAUUGUGAUGUUACAUGGUGGGCAGGACAUGGGGGGGUGGGGGGGCGGCAAAUUUUUAUUUGCCUAGGGCGGCAAAAAUCCUUGCACCGGCCCUGUAUCAGCCACAUUCACACAGACAGUCACAUAAACUGUAACCUUCACAUUCGCACAGUAUCAGUCACACACAGUCAUACACACAGAGACAGACAUACUCAAUAUCAGUUACAUAAACACAGUGACAUACACACAAAACAAAAUAAAAUAAAUGUCAGGCAUCAUGAUUAAAGGUAACACAGAUGAAAUUCUCCAUUUAAUUAAUUCUGCAUGCAUGGGUUUAUUGCAGAACCCUUGGAUGGAGCACCGAUAAGAGAUUGGGGGCCUUUUGAGUUUAUGCUGUGCAUCCUGUAUACAGUUUUCCUAUACACACAAACACAAUCAAUUACAGUCACAGACAGAGUCAAUCACAUACAUACAGUAAUAUUCACCUACACAUAUUCACACAUACAGUCUCACAUGGUCCUUAAAGGACCACUAUAGUGCCAGGAAAACAUACUCGUUUUCCUGGCACUAUAGUGCCCUGAGGGUGCCCCCACCCUCAGGGACCCCCUCCCGCCCGGCUCUGGAAGGGGAAAGGGGUAAAAACUUACCUUUUUCCAGCGCUGGGCGGAGAGCUCUCCUCCUCCUCUCCUCCUCCGUUCCGCCCCGUCGGCUGAAUGCGCACGCGCGGCAAGAGCUGCGCGCGCAUUCAGCCAGUCGCAUAGGAAAGCAUUUCAUAAUGCUUUCCUAUGGACGCUGGCGUGCUCUCACUGUGAAAAUCACAGUGAGAAGCACGCAAGCGCCUCUAGUGGCUGUCAAUGAGACAGCCACUAGAGGAUUAGGGGAAGGCUUAACCCAUUCAUAAACCUAGCAGUUUCUCUGAAACUGCUAUGUUUAUAAAAAAAUGGGUUAACCCUAGAAGGACCUGGCACCCAGACCACUUCAUUAAGCUGAAGUGGUCUGGGUGCCUAGAGUGGUCCUUUAAUGUGAUGGAUAAUAUUGGGAGCAGGGAGUAGGAUAGGAAGUCAAAGUCCCUGCUAUCUAGUGGUGAAGAAGCACACACUCCCUGCUGCUUCCAUUAUGUGUGUUGCAUUGUUUCCAGACAGUGGCAUAUUACUCUGCACUGACUGCCUGCAUCAGACACAGAUACCUGCCAUGGAUGCAGGUAGUACACCACACGGGGUGGCCCAUUCAGCCUUGUAGCACCCCCUCAAUCUGGUGUAUGGUGACAAUUACCCCCCUCUGACCCCUUUGCUACAUUACUGGAAAUUUGGUCAUCCCAUCUAAACUGGCAGUGUCUGGUUUCAAAUCAGUGCCCAUUCCUUUUGCAAGUAUAUUAUCCAGAAAAUGUACCAAUUUUAAGCAUAAUUGGGAGUAAUUGCAUCCUGUAGGACGAACAUUUGCAAAUUAUUGUUUCCUUGUUUUGAUAAUGAUCAGUACUAUUUGCCUGCUGGCAGAGACAGCAGCCCGGAGGCAAAGCGUUACAAACCCUUGAUGGUGCAAAGGUUAAGUUAUGUAGCAGCUGGCCAGCGCUUUAAAUACAAAAAAAUGCCUUAGGGCAAUAUGACAAUAGGACUGGUUUGGGAGCCACUCUACUAAAUGGUUCUGUCUAAAAGGGUUACUCCAACCACCAUGACCACUUCACUGAUUUAAGUGGGCAUGGUAGUAGGAAUCUGUAUGUGCAGUAAUUCUGCUUCAAACGCUGCACAUACAGAAAAAUCUGCACUUGUGUGCCAGGGGCUAAUUACACACCCAGCACAUAUGACUUUGGCAACCUGGAACUCUGUUCUGGUCUGCCUAAUGUCAAUUCUGUCCAUAAAAUAUGCCCUUCGUCAAAUCGCACUACACACUGGCAAUGGAUAUGUUGAGCUCCUCACAAUCUCCUUCUCAACCUACUUUUGCUGGUUCAGAUUGUGCGCAUGCGCUCUGAGCUGGCAAAAUUUUCCAAUGCAGGCUUUCCUGUGAGAAGCCUUUGCUUGGACUGCACAAGGCCCUGGCUGGUGCCAGAUAUAGGUUUGUAAAGCUGAAGCAAGAGCUUUGCCUGGCAAUGGAUUCCAGGUAAGUAAAAAAAAAUGUUUACAGUGUUAAUGAAAAAUUUACUGGGGUGACCUAAUUAAUAGGGCACUUGAAAUAGAAAAAUGCCCCCUCCCCCUUCCCUCUAAAAGGGUUGUAGUAACCCUUUAAGAUAGCAAUUUAAGCUGGGCCAGUAUAUAAUAAAGAAAGAACUUGUUUUGCCCCCCUGCCUCCAUCCGUUGGUUUUGGAUUAGGGGUUAAAUGUUAAUAAUGGGUGAUGAACAGACCACUAUCCACCCACUGUCCCCACCAGUGGUCAAGUGGAUGGGAGUUCUAAUGUUAUACGUGUCGGUGGAUGUCUGUGUCCACUCAAGCUCCAAUCUGGGUGGGACGCAUUAAAAUGCCCACUCACUGCUUUUUUUAUGGUGUUUUUAUGGUGUUUUUUGCCGGGCUCUAAGGUGAGGAAGGGGUUAAUCCUUUACCUUUUCUCCACCGCCGGGCUCCCUCGGUGCUGGGGACUCUCCUCCUCCAUUCCCCGUCAAUGGCUGAAUGCGCAUGCACGAGCAUUCAGCCAGUCCAUAGGAAAGCAUUCUCAAUGCUUUCCUAUGGACGCUGGCGUCUUCUCACUGUGAAAAUCACAGUGAGAAGCGCGGAAGCACCUCUAGCGGCUGUCAAUGAGACCCAAUGAAACUGCUAUGUUUACAGCAGAAAGGGUUAAUCCUAGAUGGACCUGGCACCCAGACCACUUCAUUAAGCUGAAGUGGUCUGGGUGCCUAUAGUGGUCCUUUAAUUGGAGCUUGCUAAGCAAAAUAUGAACACUGUUAAAAACUAUGAACAAUGCCUACAGUUCAGUUUCAGUUUGAAGAGCCCAUUUUGUACAGGGCUAUUUGCACUUCAGGAAUAACCCUGAUAGAGUUGGUAACUGCAGAAUAGUAUCUUGUAAAUAUACUUUACUGUAGUAUCUAUGCUUUAUGUGGAGUGAUGAAUUUUAAUGUGAAAACAAACCUGACAAUACCUCUGCUCAUAUAAUGGAGAAAGUGAACAGGAUAUAAUGAGAGAAAAAAUCAUAUUAGUUAUGAUUGUCUAUGAUGGUGGUCACUGAUCUUACUAUAGUAAUAAUUACCUGUAUAACCCUGUCUGGUUUUCAGAAAUUCGAGGUACGAGACUAUGAGCCAACAAACUGGGCAACAACCAUUGUAGACUUGUCGUCUGAUGUAGUACCUCAAAGUGAUCGUCUCUACCAGUAUAUCAGAGGAGCAAAUAAAAAAGGUUUGGCAUUUACUGUGUUUUGUAUAGCAUAUUAUUUCUUAACCACCUUUAUUAUAAAAAAUGCAAUAUAUAAUAUAACUCUUACCUGAAAAGGGGUUCUAGUAAGUCUUGACAAAAUUCUUACAUAGCAGCAUUUUAAAUUUUGACUUUAACUAAAUUAUUCCUAUUAUAAAUAGAAUAAUUAAAAUAAAUCAGGGGAGAGUUUAGAGUUGAAACACAGACAGGAGUUCAGAACACAGGUAAGCAACAGAACACGGGCAAGUCAAGAGAAGAGAAUGCGGAAUUCAAUUCUUCACAGAUCGGCCUGAGGACUGAAAACCUGAAAUGCAAAAUGUUAAAGCAAAUUAGUGGCAGGAGUAGCAGUAAGGUGAACACACACUAUGGAUGGCCACAAUUUAAAUAUAGAGCAUCAAUAACACAAUGCCUAAGAUAAUUCAAGGUACAGUAUGUGAAGCUAGAGCUCCUCGUUCAUGCAUUACCUAGAAGACAUUUAUAUGGCAUGUUCCACUAUUAGAUGAAGAAAUGAAUACAAACAGUAUAUGGAGUGUGCUUUGCAAUAGUUAGUAUAUAUAUGCAGCUUUUCCCAGUGUCUAAAAUCACUCUAAAGAAACCAAUACAAUUAAAAUGCAGAAUAACCACAAAUAGGGGGCGCAAUUUAUACCACCCUGAAGACAGUGAAUGAUACUUAUAGAAUGUCCUCUUUCAAUUGGGGUAAUAGGCAUCAGAAAUAGAAGCAAAUCUGGAUAUAAAACACACCCAACAAAACUCUCAUAGUGCAACAAUGUUACAAUACAUAUAUUAUAGGGUGUAAUCGGCCACUCACACUUUGCAGAGCCACGUAUAGCAGACUCCGGCUAUAAUGGUUUUAAGUAGUGAUAUAUUCUUCUAGUCUCCCCCUUUUUUACUCGACUCUCCACAAUUGGGAAUGAUGCAGGUACCUCAAUAGGUGUUUUAGAAAAAACUGACUUUAAUGAAGAAUAAAAUAGCAAACAAAAAUAGCACAAACCAUAUAUAUAAUAGUCCAGAAUAAGCAUGCAACGAUUCAACUAAAUAGUCUUCCUUUUGGUGCAUACUGGCUCAAUUGAGCCUCCAUACUUUUAAGCUUCCAGUUUGAAAAUUGCAUUAGGCUCCCAUUUUCGGCACUGGUUCUGUUCUUCCUCCGACUUCCAGUAUGUGUAAUGACGCUCUCAUGUUCUGAUGCCACUCAAUGUGAAGCUGUCUAUAUGUGACACUCUGCCUUUGUCUGUUCUUUGCUGAUGGUUGCUCCUCCACACGUGACCCAUAGAGGCAAUGUCCUCAAUUUUCAAGGGUCCAAUCUCAUUCUUUUGCUCAGAUAAACUUGCUGACUCCUCAAAGACACAGGACCCCAAAAAUUACCCCCUUACUCCAUCCUUAUGAGGUUUCCUCACCUCCUCACAGAGAUAGGCUGCAUGAUCAAUACUUCAUCUUCUAGCUCUCUGAUAUCGGACCAUGACUCAUACCAACUACCUGGCCAAUUACACACUACAUGCCUCAAUCUGCAACUCCUAAGUGAUGAGUUAUAGGGCCUCACUAAUCUUAUUGGUCAGCUGGAGGUGGACAGUGACAACCUGCUGGUAGUUCAGUCGAGUACCCUGACAUGUGAAAAGGAGUAAAUGCAAGCCAUGGCCCUACAUGUGGCUGACCUGGACAAUAAGGGCUUUCACUGCAACUUCUGGCUACGAAGCCUCCUCGAUGUGGAAGACAACACCAAACCUAAGUGAAAUUGUCCUUGAGGUAUUUCUUGGCCUCCAAAUAAUGACAUCACAUUGAAUUUGUAUGCUCAUUGGGCUCUUAGACCUAGGGGGCUGUUAAAUAGUCCUCCAACCGAUGUGGUUUGUUGCCUGCCCAAUUUUGGUCUUAAAGAGGGUAUCUUAUGCACAGGUCAUGGUGUCAUGGGAGCUCCUCUACCAGCAAUACCAACUGCAGUUUUUCCUAGAUCUCUUUCCAGUGGGUGCAUGGAUAUUGCCAGGCCUUUUGGACCCUCACCCGAAUGUUUUCUUCUCAGAAAACAGGAUGCCAUUGGUAAAUACAUACUUAUCUGAAUGACUUCACAUCUGAUUGCAGCAGACCUUGCAUGCCCACAAUGUCUUUAUAUUGACCUAGUGAUUUCUGGUAUCUGGACCUGGCUUCGUAUUGACCUUGUGAUUUCUGGUAUCCAGACCCGGCUUCGUAUUGACCUUGUGAUUUCUGGUAUCCUGACCCGGCUUUGUCUUGACUCUGAGUAUUUCUGUAUUUCUGACACUGGUUUAUCUUGACAUGUUUCUUACUGUAUUAAUACGUUAAGACCGGCAAUUCUAAGGCUCAGUAAUAUGUCUUUUAGAUCCACCUUUUGUGGGUUUCCACUUUACUGCGUGUUGAGGUACGACUCCUGUGACAAGCAGACUUAGGAGAGUGAGUACUUUGCAAAUAACUAUUUAAAAUUCAUGCCGUGACCAUCCCUAUUUACUAACCCUAAAUUUACCCCUUCUCCCCAAACCUAAACAAACAAAAAAUCCUUUAAUUUGAUUCUAGGGUAAAACUAAAUACCCAAUACUAAAUUUAACAUAGAUCUACCCCAAACUCAAUCAUUCUAAACACUCCUGUGGCGAUCCGUUACAACUCCUUAUAACACAAUCAGUGGCGUAACUACAAACCACAGUACAUCGGUGAAAAAAAUGUCAUGAAUACACCCCAUGUUUCUCAUUACCUCCAGCCCCUCGAUGCGUCUCAUCCCCCCCAACUCACCCAUAUGUCCCAUUCCCCCAAUGUAUCUCAUUCCCCCUCAGGUCCUCUGUGUAUCUCAUCCUCCCAUGCCCCUCAUGUGUCUCAUUCCCUCCCCCCCAAAGCCCUUCAAUAUGUCUCAUCCCCCCCCAGACCCUCAUUUUGUCCCAUAUGCCUGUCUCUGUGUGUGUGUGUGUGUGUGUGUGUGUGUGUGUGUGUGGCUGUCUGCCUGCGUGUAUGUGGGGACCACUAAGGGACAUGGAGAGAAGACCACUAAGGGACAGGCGGAAAGAGAGGAGACUACUAAGGGACAGAGGGGAGACUAAUAAGGGACUGGAGGGGAGGGGAGGGGAGAGGAGACCACUAAGGGACAGGGUGGAGAUACCACUAAGGAACAAGGAUGGAGUGGAAGAGAUCUUAAAGAAACGGGGCAAGGUGUGAAAGAGUCACACAAAGGGGCUGGUGGGGGAGAAAGAAGCACCCAGAAGGGUGUGAGUGGGUAGAAAGACAUACAAAGGGACAUGGGGGGGGGGGGAAACACACAGAAGAGACUUGGGGGAGGAAUACACAGAGUGGCUUGGGGUGAAGAAGACACAGAUGGCCUGUGGGGGGGAGGGACACAUAAGGGCUGGGGAAGGGGGAAAAUAUACACAUAGAGGAAUUGGGAAGAGUAAAGGACACAAGGGGGUUGGGAGAGAAGGAGACACACAAAGGGUCUGGGGACACACACAAAAUGUGGGAGAAUGUAAGAGUCAUACAAAGAGAAGGGAUAAGAGACACACAAGGGAGGUUUUAAGAGAUACCCAAGGAAGGUAUCUCUAAGACACACAAUGGGGAAAAAUAGGGGAUGAGAUACACUAAAGGGGGUAAGAAAUUUAAAAGAGGGGAUACAAAACACAAAAGGAGGAUUAAGAGGCACACAGGUGAAGAUGCUUUUUUAGGGGUGGGAGAGGGGAAGUGGUAAUAUGCAUCUUCGCCUGUGUACCCAAAAAUCCUUGCAACAGCCCUGGCUAUGGGGGCUAUGACGCUACCAUACUUGACUCCCUUGACUUGAUUUUAUGGCCAACUUGGGCCUGGAUUGAAGACAAGCAAAUUCCCCUUUGAUCCCAUUCAGUUUUGUUUCAUGGUUGUUCAUUACGAAGUCAAACUUUCUUCCCAUCCACCUUAUGUUUUUUCCUCUCCACCCUCUUUUAAUUUUUUUCUUCUUUUUUUACAUUUACUGUUUGUGGUACACAUUAUCUGAGGCAUGUUUAUUCCUCUCUUUAAGAUCACUUGUACUGGUGAAAUACAAGUCAUCACAAGUCAUCUAUAAUAGUUUAAUUUAAGUGAGGUGCAAAAGAAAAACUUAAAUGCAAAGUGGUAAAUGCUGGUACAAGAAAUACUACCUAGACAUUUAUUUAUUUUUUAUUCAAAAAGUUUUUUAUUUUGUUUUAAAUUCGCAUAACAAGACAGUUUGAAGAAGGUUACAGUAGAUAUAGGGUGCAUGGGUAUCAUAUUAUAACAUGGUAUCUGUUAGUUUACAGAGCAUGUAAUGAUUUAGGCUUAAGGAGCAUGCACGGGGGUAUGCCAGUAAUGUGGAGUUUGACAACUCAGUGGGUUGAUUACAGCGUCAUGGCAAGUGAAGGUUGCACCAUGUGUAUAUAAUGAACAGAGUUUUAGAAACAGUUGCGUGUUUCAAAUCAUUCAACAUUUGUAGUAGGGUGUGGGUAUUUUUGCGGUGGUUUACAGUGUUAUGAGUUCUACCGGGGAAUACGAUUCGGUUUUUAUUUUGGGGUGGAUUAUGUAUACCUGGCAAGUUUUACUGCGCACAUUGCUUGGUAUGUGGGGUUUCAUCAGUUGGAAGGGUAUUCAUGUGGGUAUCUUAUUUGGUAGGGAUAUGCCCUGGGUCGCGGUGUCGAGGUCCAGUGGGGUGGGUCUUUUAUUGGGACUUCGGGCAUAGGGCUCGGAGCCUGACUGUUAAUGUUGUGAGUGGGGGAGGGUGGGAUUUGUGGGCAGCGUUGAGUUGUGUGCCAGGGUGUUGCUGCGUUCAGAGCUAUCUGGUAAAUGGGGGGGAAGCUGGGGGUUUUUGGCCCGGUAGCUGUUGUGUUGUGUGUAGUGUGAGAGUUGUCUCUGGUGUGCUGUCUUGUGCGUGUCUCUGUCGUGUGUCAUGGUCACGUCCCAUCAAGACACAUGAGGGUAUGGUGCGUGCCGUUCGGUCUGUGUCUGGGGAGGAGGAGUGGGGGGGUGAGCGCUGUUUGUCUUGUGCCGUAAUUGUUCAUCUCUGUGUUGUUAUGUCUCUGAUGGGUUGUAGGUGGGCAGGGUCGCCCAGGAGGAGGCAAGGCUACCUAGACAUUUAAUAGAGGAAUAAAGUCAUAGAGGUACAAAAGGUUUGGAACAGAGCCCUUUCUCAACCACUUUGCAUCAGAAUUUAUCUUUUCUACUCACUGUAAUGCAUUAACACUGUCUAAGGCAAACAUUGCAAUUCUUUGGCAGCAGUGGGCUAAUACUCAUGUACUUUUAGAUACGUACUGCAGUCACCUACUACCACUCAUUUUUCUAUACAUAACUUUAUUUAAGUUAAGUUUAAUUAUGAUUACACCUGCUAGUUCAGGUGCAUAAUGACAUGUACAAUUUGCUCUGUUUUAUAUAUAUAUUUUUUUCUUUUUACGUUUAGAUGGAAAAUGCUGGAUCCUUGUAUUCUUACUCUGUUCCUAGAUAUGUAAUCAUUUAUUCCAUAAACAGAGAUUGUAAAAGAAAAACAAGAGAAAACCAAUCUUAAUUUCUAUUUCUUAUGUUUAUCUUAAAGGUUCAAAAAUGAACAUGACACUACCUUAUUCACUAUAUCUUCCAACAAGCGAAAACACAGAUACACUGCCCCUUGCAUUAUUUUAUCUCCCACCAGAAUUUGAAACUCCUAAACCAUUAGACGACAGUAUAUACGUUUACAGUUAUCCUGCAACGAGAUGGUAUGUUAGGUAAGUAACAGUCUUCACAUGGUACUUAGUACAAUUUAAUACUACUUACAAAAACAUUGUAUCCUUCAAUAGUCAUUUUUCUUCAACUCUGGUCUCUUUUUUUUAAUCUAAAAGGCUAUCACUCAUUUCCAGGUCUUUUAAAGGUCAUUUAAAAGUGGAAGACUACUUUAAUCAUGCACGAGUUUUAACAAUUGAGUUGGCGCAACUGAAGAAACCAUUUGAAUGUACUUUCUGUUCAUGCAGUAUCUACAAUGGUCUAUAUGAGCUGGACGACUGUCAUAAUGAAGUCGCAUUCAUGCUCAAUGAUAUAUAG